AUGAGUGAACGACAAUCUAAAUCAACGCAAGACAAACAUGAGCGUAUACUCAACGAGAUUGUAAAGUAUCCCGGUAACGAAUAUUGUGCUGAUUGUGGAUCCAAAAGUCCUCGCUGGGCUUCUUAUUCCUUGGGUGUCUUUCUCUGCAUUCGAUGUGCUGGUAUCCAUCGUAAGAUGGGUACACAUAUCUCGAAAGUAAAAUCAAUCACUAUGGACCAAUGGACUAUGGAACAAAUCGAUAUGAUGCGUAAUUCAGGAGGAAAUAAUACAGUGAAUAGUAGAAUCAAUCCCAAUCCUGGUAAUCAUCCACGUCCUUUGGCAGCAGACGAUGAACAUGCCAUGGAGAGAUAUAUUCGUGCAAAAUGGGAAAAACGUUUGUUUUUGGUUGAUAAUAGAAUCGCACCAUUACCAAAGACACCCACUGCUAACCUCAUCACUCGACUUCAGGUAUUACCAAAAAGAUCCUCUUCAGUACCCAGCGCCUUGACUGAUCCACUUGUAUCUGCCAGUAACAAGCUUAGGGAUAUGGGUUUUCGGGAUGAUUCAAAGAAUAAGCAAGUCUUAAUUCAGACCCAGGGCAACAUUGAAGCCGCCAUUGAAAUUUUGACAAGAAUAGCUCAGCAACCCUUUGCAUCUCAGCAAUCCAUCAUAUCCCAAUCACCUCAACAGCAACAAAUACAACAACAACAACAGUCAGCUGUUUAUAUGACAGACGAUCAAAAGAACGAGCAAUUGGUUCGAUUAGGGUUCUCCGAUAAAUCACAGAAUUUAGAUGCACUUCGCCGUGCGGGUGGAAAUACAGAUAUUGCCAUCACCAUCUUGAAUGAGACAAAGCAACAAGGGCUUGCUGGUCAAGUCUCACAACAACAACAACAACAACAACAACAACAACAACAACAACAACAACAACAACAACAGAUAAACUUUAGAUCCAAUUCUGUGCCUGUAUUACCAACCAGUAACAAUUUUUUGAUCGAUGUGGAUAGUACGCCAGUGAUGAGUAGUGGUGUACAUAAUCCGUUUGCGGCUAAUCCUCAGCAGCAGCAAAUGGUUCAGUUCCAGCAAAUGCAGCAGCAACAGAUGUUACAACAACAGCAACAGAUUUUACAACAACAGCAGCAGCAACAACAACAGCAACAACAACAGCAACAACAACAACAACAACAGCAGCAACAGCUUCAACAGCUUCAACAGCAACAACACCAUCAAUACCAACAGCAACAGCAACAACAGCAACAACAGCAGCAACAAAUGUUUAAUAAUCCUUUCGGUAUGACGGCCACAUCUUCUCCGGGACCAGUAUUCAAUAACCAAAUCCAGACAGCUUCGAAUCCGUUUUCUCAAAUGACUAGCUCGCCAUAUUCUACCGUAACAAGUAAUAACACAUCUUAUUUCCAGCCCACUCUGACCGAGCCACACCUCAUGUUUAAUAACCAAAAUAAUCAACCACAGCAAUUACCCUUUAAUCAUUGGCAAUAG
This is a messenger RNA of Mucor mucedo, 1479 nucleotides long. RefSeq lists its product as uncharacterized. Gene Ontology annotation, biological process: endoplasmic reticulum to Golgi vesicle-mediated transport; endocytosis; intra-Golgi vesicle-mediated transport. Gene Ontology annotation, cellular component: Golgi apparatus. The coding region runs from base 1 to 1479 and encodes 492 amino acids. NCBI's taxonomy places the organism in Eukaryota, Fungi, Mucoromycota, Mucoromycetes, Mucorales, Mucoraceae. The transcript has 6 exons. Gene Ontology annotation, molecular function: GTPase activator activity; protein binding. The record is from RefSeq and is a predicted model, not a curated record.